UCAAUCCAGUUAACUUCCGUCUACCGUUACAACCGAACGCGAGAAGGGCCGUCAAAAUCUGAGACGUUUUCAAACGUAGAUUGAAUCACGGUGGAACGAAAAUGCCUGAAGGUUUGGAAGAAUUUUUCUCCAAGUAUAAACUACACGAGGAAUCAGUGAGCUACAUGCGCAAUACGGCACCUGGAAUUCAGGGACAUGGCUCCAGUUUUUCAGUGGAUGAAGUCAGAGCAUCAGCAAUAGACUCGUCUAAAAAAUAUGGGGGAGAGGUUAAGUUUGAAGGCAGCGUUAAAGAAUUUAAAGUUCCAUCCUUUUCAACUUCAGAGGGUGUUCCUGUGACAGUGAUAAAGUUGCGAACAUGUAAGCCGAGGACACCUAUUGUUGUAUAUUUCCAUGGAGGAGGUUUCGUCGCUGGUUCUAGAGAAACAGAUGAACCCAUCACCAAACAACUUGCUAGAGAAGGAGAAUGUAUAAUUGUGAAUGUGGAAUACCGAUUGGCACCAGAAAAUAAAUUCCCUGCACCAUUUGAUGAUGCCAAGUGUGUCUUGAGAUGGGUUAUUAUGAACAAAUCACUUAUUGGUGGUAUGAAUGAUAGUAAAGUUGGUGUUUUAGGAGUUGGUGUAGGUGGAACUAUAGCGGCUACAGUUUGUCAGGAAGUUCCUAGAAUAGCUUUCCAGAUAUUAGUGUAUCCACUGUUGGAUUUGAGAUUUGGUCAACCCAGUUGUCAGGAAUUUUCUGAUGGUCCAUUGACAGCUAAAAAAUUUCUUGAAUGGGGUACAACUUUGUUUUUAAAUGAUAAUACAGAAAGUGAGAAUCAGCGAGCAUCACCGUUGCUUCGCCCAUCGUUUACUAAAGUACCACCAUUAUUAGUUAUUCUGGCUGAUGUUGACCCUUUAAAAGAUCAAGGUUAUGAAUAUAAGAGAAUACUAAAAGAUUCUGGAAUUGAUGCAGAAAGUCUUUUGGUGCGUGGAUCUGUUCAUGGCUUUUUCACUUUUCCAGGUCAUUUUAAAGAACUUGGAGAGAAAGCUCAAGAAAAGGUUAUUAACUACAUCAAAAAACGUGGCGCCUCAUGAAAAGUAGAGCAGUUUGUAUCAAUUUCAUUAUCCGCUUAAUGUACUUUUAAUUUAUCAUAUCUACAUAAAAUAAUAACCCUGGGAACACUCAAAGUCAUGAAAUAUUUUCAGAAGAAUAUACAACUUCCUAAUACAUUGUAACUUCAAUUCUAGACACAAUUUGUGUUUUUUGAAUCCAAAAUUCCAAUUAAAUAAUUUUGUUAAAUUCCAAUGAAGUAAUUGUGUUAAAUUCCAAUUAAGUAAGCAGUUAGUUUAGAAUCUGAUGAUAUAGCU
Patella vulgata (common limpet) is the source of this 1343-nucleotide messenger RNA. Its product is annotated as carboxylesterase NlhH. The transcript is spliced from 8 exons. The record is from RefSeq and is a predicted model, not a curated record. Gene Ontology annotation, molecular function: hydrolase activity. Bases 102 to 1070 code for a protein of 322 amino acids. NCBI's taxonomy places the organism in Eukaryota, Metazoa, Mollusca, Gastropoda, Patellidae.